AGCAAAACAUCUGUAGCUCUUAGCAGAGUUCAUUAGAUCAGAAACAGAGACAAAGAAAAUAAAUUCAGUUACAGACUGUUUCACAUUCUUUCCUUACUGGGCAGUUCUUUUUUAUGUUUCUUUCCCCUGUUUCACAUUCUUUCCUUUUUGGGUUUACAUCUCUUUAAAGCUAAAACGUUAUCAAUUUUUCCUGUGGACUCAUCUGGUUGUUCUCUUCUUCCAGUCUUACCUUUUCAUGUACAGCUACUUUUAAAACAAGAAGAGUUGCGUUUGAUCCAAUGGGAGGAUUAGAAUCUGUUUACGCACAAGCUAUCUAUGGAAUGACCCGAGAGACCAUAAUCAUGGAGCAUCAAGGAUCAGAUUUGAUCUGGGGAGGAAAUGAUCUUAGCAGGUGUUUCAUGUCUGAUAUUGGAAUCAUUGGUGAGACUCAACACCAUCAACAUGUUGGAAACAGAGCUUCUUCGAUAGAUCCAUCAUCGAUCGAUUGUUUGCUGUCAGCGACGACGAACAGCAACAACACACCGACGGAAGACGACGAAGGAAUCUCUGUGCUUUUUUCAGAUUGUCACGCUCUUUGGAGCUUUGGUGGAGUCUCAUCUGCAGAGUCUGAGAACAGAGAGAUCACUACAGAGACAACAACAACAAAGCCCAAGUCUUCUAAGAGAAACAGAGGAAACAGAGACGAGACAGGAAGUUACUUCUGUCUUGUUGGCCAUCCUCAAGAAGAAUCCGAGAAAGGAAACUUCAAGCUAAUAUACGAUGAGAAUCAAUCGAAGUCCAAGAAGCCAAGAACAGAGAAAGACAGAGUUGGUUCUUCAAACAUCAGUUUCCAACAACAUUCAGCUUCUUUGUCUGAUAACGUGGAGCCAGAUGCAGAGGCCAUUGCGCAGAUGAAAGAGAUGAUAUACACAGCUGCUGCGUUUAGACCGGUGAAUUUAGGGUUGGAGGUUGUUGAGAAACGUAAGAGGAAGAACGUGAAGAUAUCGACGGAUCCUCAAACGGUAGCAGCGAGGCAGAGGAGAGAGAGGGUAAGCGAGAAGAUUAGGGUUUUACAGACCUUGGUUCCAGGUGGGACUAAGAUGGACACUGCUUCAAUGCUUGAUGAAGCUGCUAAUUAUCUCAAGUUCCUUAGAGCGCAAGUAAAGGCUUUAGAAAACUUGAGACCCAAGCUUGACCCAGCCAAUUUUUCCUUCUCCUCUCCUUCUUCGUAUCCUUUAGUCCACCCAUCUUUUCUUCCCUUUCAAAACCCUAAUCAGGUUCAUCAUCACCAAGAGUGUUGAAUAAUAUAUCGAUUCAUCAUUAACAUAAUCAUAGCUUCUUGAUUGUUUUAACAGUUCUCAAGAAAGGCACUUCUGUGUUGAGAAUGGUGUGCCGGCUAGUGUUGUUUCUAUUUUCAAGUCUUUGUUUUUGCAUUUCUUUUUAUACAAAGUUUUUAGUUUUGUAAUUUAUAUUGAAUUUCGAGGGUUGAAAUUGUGGAAAAC
Molecule: messenger RNA, 1481 nt
Organism: Brassica oleracea var. oleracea
Lineage: Eukaryota; Viridiplantae; Streptophyta; Magnoliopsida; Brassicales; Brassicaceae
Product: transcription factor bHLH87-like
Exons: 2
Coding region: 279-1280 (333 amino acids)
Biological process (GO): regulation of DNA-templated transcription
Molecular function (GO): DNA-binding transcription factor activity; protein dimerization activity
Source: RefSeq, a predicted model, not a curated record